CUGUACUCUAUCACUUUUUAUUUGGACACAUUGGAUACCUUUACGCGUUGGUGUAAGUGUCUGAGAAGAGGUUGAUGCCAGAGGAAAGAGGGCGGUCAAAGCGUGACGGUAAACAGAGAGCCUCGCUCUGACAACGGUUUCCCUCCCUGCGCCUAUUAGACUGCGUCUCGCACGUGUGCGGUAUUGUCAGUCCGGGGCGCAGCUUCCACCACACGCGUGCUUGGAAAGACCUCCGCACCCUCGAUGCCCGCGUUGGUGAUGCCAUGCCCCGCAACCACAGCGAAGACCAAGGCGGCAACGGGCUCUGGAUGAGAACGUCGCCCCCGGGGCACCGAACCGAAGGCUACGGCUUAAAAGAUGUUGAGUCCGGACGAAAGAUGAUGAGCAACGCGGGAGACGGUUUGCUGUCGGCAGGUGUUGCCGGGUCCGAGAGUCUGCGAGGGAAGCAGGGAGCCCGGCUGAGCCUCCUGGGGAAGCCGCUCAUAUACAGCGCGCAGAGCGGCCGGAGAAACGUGCAUUACCGGCGGCUCCAAAACUACCUGUACAACGUGCUGGAGAGACCGAGAGCCUGGGCGUUCAUCUACCAUGCCUUUGUGUUCGUCUUGGUCUUCAACUGCCUGGUCCUCUCUGUGUUUUCAACCAUCCCAGUUCAUCAGGACUUCUCCUCCUAUUGUCUCCUCAUUCUGGAGUUUGUUAUGAUUGUAGUGUUUGGGUUGGAGUACAUCGUCCGUAUCUGGUCGUCAGGAUGCUGCUGUCGCUACAGAGGAUGGCCGGGACGACUCCGCUUUGCCAGGAAGCCUUUCUGCAUCAUAGACAUCAUAGUGCUGAUUGCGUCGGUGGCGGUGGUCUCGGUGGGUAGCCAGGGCAACAUAUUUGCCACCUCGGUGCUGCGCAGCCUGCGUUUCCUGCAGAUCCUACGCAUGGCGCGAAUGGACCGCAGAGGAGGCACCUGGAAGCUGCUGGGCUCUGUGGUUUACGCACACAGCAAGGAACUGGUAACCGCCUGGUACAUCGGCUUCUUGGUUCUCAUCUUCUCUUCGUUCCUCGUCUAUCUUGUGGAGAACAAGUUCAACAAGGAGUUUGCUACCUAUGCUGAUGCUUUGUGGUGGGGCACGAUCACCCUGACAACCAUUGGUUAUGGGGACAAGACACCAAAGACGUGGACAGGACGGAUGUUGUCUGCUGGGUUUGCCCUCUUGGGAAUCUCUUUCUUCGCCUUGCCAGCUGGUAUUCUGGGCUCGGGCUUUGCCCUGAAGGUUCAGGAGCAGCACAGACAGAAGCACUUUGAGAAAAGGAGAAACCCAGCCGCCUACCUCAUCCAGUGUGUUUGGCGUAGUUAUGCAGCUGAUGAGAACUCGGUUUCCAUUGCAACCUGGAAGCCUCACUUGAAGGCGUUGCAUACCUGCAGCCCCACAAAGAAGGAGCAGGGAGAGUCAACCACAAGUCAGAAGUUGAGUUUCAAAGAGCGGGUGAGGAUGGCGAGCCCCCGAGGUCAGAACAUCAAGAACAGGCAGACAUCUUCAGUGAAUGACCGGCGGUCUCCGGUGGCUGAGGCUGGGACAGAGGGAACGAGCCCUCCCAAGGUGCAGAAGAGCUGGAGCUUCAACGACCGCACACGCUUCAGACCCUCACUGCGACUUAAGAGCCAGUCGCGCUCCACCACUGAUGCAGCAGACUCCAACAUGGCUGGGGAGGAUGGCUACGAUGAGAAAGGCUGCCACUGCGAUAUCUCAGUGGAGGACUUGUUGCCCUCUAUAAAGUCUGUCAUUAGAGCUAUCAGGAUAAUGAAGUUCCAUGUUGCCAAGAAGAAGUUUAAGGAGACCCUGCGUCCUUACGAUGUCAAGGAUGUGAUUGAACAGUACUCUGCCGGUCACUUGGACAUGCUGUGUCGCAUUAAGAGCCUGCAGACCAGGCUGGACAUGAUAAUAGGCCCACAGCCCCUGAGCAGCCGAGCCAAGACCUUUUCCUCCCCCUCCCUGCCUGUCUAUUACAGCCAGGGCAGAAAGAACUCCACCCAGGGAGUGGACCAAAUCCUCGGAAGAGGCCAGAUACCUUUGGAUAAGAAGAUUCGAGAAAAGCUGCUAUCUGAUGGAGAUAUUUUAGAGGACAUGAGCAUGUUGGGUCGAGUCUGUAAGGUGGAGCGGCAGGUCCAGUCGAUUGAGUCAAAGCUGGACUCCCUGCUCGACAUCUAUCGACAGGUUUUGCGCAAAGGAUCGUCUUCAGCCCUCACACUCUCCUCUCUGCCCCUGUUCGAGUUGGAGCAAACCUCGGACUACCACUCUUCCGUCUUCGGCAAAGACCUGUCCAGCUCCACUCAGGCCAGCAGCAGCGGAGCGCUCCCCCCUGGUAGCAACUCCCACCUCUCCCAGGGAGGUCUCCAUCUCAUCCUGGCACCACCCAACGAACUCAAUGCCUCCUCAUCCACCGGCCUCGCAUCCUCCUCUUUCAGCCCGUCACCGCUGCCUCAACAUCAUCAUCAUCACCACCAUCGCCAUCCUCAUCAUCUCCACCAUUAUCAUACCCAGGUUCAGGCCACCACGCCUGAAAGUGGCACUGAUGAGGCUGUGGGGACCUCUUCACCCAUCCUCACCCCAAAUCGUUUUGGCAGUGGAGGAGUUGGAGAUGGAGGGUUUCCUCUUCUGGCGAGGCUUCCACCACCACCCCCUCCCAGCCGAAGUGGGGGCCCGAGCAACUUGCCACGUACAACCUCCACAGAGGUGUCCCCUGACAUGGAGGACAUUUGUAGAAGAAUGCAGAUGGAGGACAGCAGUUUUGGGAAGGACCUUGGGUUGGGGCCUGGCAGACUGGACCAGAAGCUGCAGAGCAGCACCAACAGCAAUUGCAGGCUUAAUACUAAUGAGGAAGGCUCCUGGAGGAGACAUAUGAGCCUAGAGCUGCAGCCCCUGGUGCAACCAGCCCUAGACUGCUGCUCUGGCCCCAGCCAAAUGGACUGCGGGUUGGGCAAGUCCUUGUCAGUGCAGGACCUGAUGCAGGCAGCUCCAGUGACUGUCCAGGACGCCCACCACACCCACAGCCUCUCAUCUCCAAGCCCCAGUACAAGCAGUGACUCCCCCAUUGGCUUCCGCAGCUCUAGCCAAGACCCUGGAGGAGGUGGUGAUAUAAGAAGGAGUGGUGGAGGUGGAUGGGGUGAGGAGGACCUCUUUAUCAGCGACAGGGACCUAGAGGCGCCGGGAUUUGACUUCCUCUCCCUGGGGACUGCUGAGGCCCACACCUACUCAUCGGAGCUUCUGAAGACUGAUAGCAGAGCUGGGUCAGGGUCCCAAGGGUCUAACCGUAGCCUGGCCAGCGGUCACACAUCCUCGCCCUCUGCUGGCAAGACCGAUUUGCUGAACAUGCCGCACGUGCGGCUAAAAUAAACUUGCCUACAUGUUCAGAAGGCACACAAAUCUCACCUCACAGAGACAAUUUUUGUCCUUUUUGGAGGGGAGUGGGAGGGUGGGAUUAUAACAGUGUGAACUUUUUUGUUUAUUUUCAUGUCCAUCUAUUUGAUAAGAAUAACAGUAUUUUCAUACAGGCUAAUAUGGCAUAUGAUUGCAUGAGUUACUGUUAGUUUUAAAGUGUGAUUUACAAACAUGAGAUAAAAGAUGAGGACUUGUAUAAUGGGAACACAGACCCCCAACAACCUGAGACUUUGCUAUAAAAUGAAGCCAACUAAACUUCCUGAAAGAUGGUUGUUUUAUAUGUGACUUUGAGACAGAGCAUGUACGUUGCAUGUUUUUAUUUAAAGGUACUGAGAUUAGCAAGUUUACAGUUUAUGCUUAAAGUAGGAAGGCAUGGACAUCAAACACUUGUGGAAAAUCACUUUGAGAACACGACUGACAUUUUUUGUAAUUAAUGGAAAAAAUGGGACUUAAUUCUUAAACGUGACCCUACAACACCCACCUCCUGCCUCUCCAAUCACAUGACAGCCAUAUAUAUCAUUGCCAAACUUUACAUUCUCGGUUAUUAUCACGAUUUUAUUUCCAUAAUAUUCUGUCUAUUUUAGAAAACAAGGAGUUUUUAUCCUAUGAAUUAAAUCCUAUGAAUUACGAUCCUCAACCAA
This is a messenger RNA of Cyclopterus lumpus (lumpfish), 4063 nucleotides long. RefSeq names its product potassium voltage-gated channel, KQT-like subfamily, member 5b (gene kcnq5b). The transcript is spliced from 15 exons. Bases 264 to 3377 code for a protein of 1037 amino acids. Gene Ontology annotation, biological process: potassium ion transport; transmembrane transport. Gene Ontology annotation, molecular function: voltage-gated potassium channel activity. The record is from RefSeq and is a predicted model, not a curated record. Gene Ontology annotation, cellular component: membrane. Lineage: Eukaryota; Metazoa; Chordata; Actinopteri; Perciformes; Cyclopteridae.